AUGAGUGAAGAAUCUGAAUCUGAAUAUAAAUACAAGGACAAAGAUAUUGUCUGGGUAAAACUUGGCCCAAGCUGGUGGCCAGGAGAAGUGAAAGAUCUUGACAGUUUACCUAAAGAGGAUUUCAAAAAGAUCCCUCUUGUUAUUGUGAAGUUCUUUGAUGAAGAUUCAUAUGAAUAUGUUAAGAGUUGGUCAUCAAUAUAUCCAUACAAUUGUGAAAGGAAAAAUGAUUUCAUCAAAAAAGGCAUGGCCGGUUUCCGGUCCAAACAUCCCCACAUGGAAAAAUUCCCCAAGGACGUUACGACAGCUGAAGAAAAAACCGGCGGGAACCCGAAUAUCCUCAGCGAUCCUAUUUUCAUCCCAGAAAAGAGAACGAACAUCGUUGCCGAAAUUUUCGGCACCCCAAGUCCGAAAGGGAAAGGUCUAAAGGACAAGAAGCAACGUCACUCAAUGAAAAAUUCGUCGAGAGAUACUGCUUACAUCACCCAUAGAAGAUUCCUCGGGGCCGAUGAUUACAAAGCCUACAUCUGCAUUCAGUAUCCAGGGAAAGACAGAACGUUUAACGAUUCCGAAGAUGAGGAAGUCAUCCGCAUCAACAACGAACCCGAACAAGAAUUCACCUGCCACUCUUGCAGCUUCACCACCAAACGUUUGGAAGUCUUGGUACUACACACGAAAUCUCACAUACAAGGUGAUUAUGUACCCGGUCCUAGGAGGCCAAAAAGGCCGGUGGCAAUUCGGAAGAAGAGAGAAAAGACCAGAAAAUCUCAUGUGGGAGACGCCACAACGGAAACAGAUUCCAAUUCGAGCGAUAACGACGUCUUGCAACCUCCCAAGCAGAAAAAAAGGAAAACCAAAAGUAGUGCCACAAGAAAGUCUUCUAACGCUGAGAAAGAUAAAUCGGCGAGGAAGAGUGACGUCUUGUCUGAUAGCAGGGAGGAAAACGAACCAAAAAAGAAAACCGACAUUCGCAGCGAUCUAUUGGCAGAGUGGGGUCUGAGCGAAGAUGAAAUGUGCACCACAAACGAAGAUUCUAUCCAGCACGGUGUUACUGAAGACGACAGUAGACUAGCUGAAAGCUUGGACGAUACCGGUAGAGAAGAAUCUUCUGCCGUAUUCGAUGAGACGAUGAACGAAGUUUCAUCACAAGAAGAAGAUGCCAAAGAGACAGUAGAAGCCGAAGAUGAUGUAAUUAUUGAAGAAGAGACUGUAAUAGUCGAAGAAGACAUUGUAACAAUCGAGGAUGACGUAAUAGAACCGGAAGCAAAGAAAACUGAGAAACCAAAAAUGGAUAAGGAGACUCAGGAAGCCAUCAAGUCUUGCUUCGACUUCGACGAAGACGAAGAGGAUGAGCACGCGAUCAUAAUCAACACAGUUGCUGCGAGUGGCAGAAAAAUUCCAAGGGUGAUUCCGCCUACUGAAAGAAGGAGGUCUGACGACGACUUGUUCGCUCAAGAAGAAGAGUUGCCCGCAUUCGAUAAAGAAGAAAUCUUGAAAGUGAGCGAAAGUUUCAACCGACGAAGUGAAGGUAUCAGCAAAGAAAUAGAUGCCACUUUCAAAGAGUUGAUGGAAGAAACCGUUGUGCCUCAGUUACCUGAGGUGCGUAACACGCUCAAAUGCGAGCAAAAUUUUCACUGUGUCAAGACAAUAAAAUUCCCAGAUAAGCCCGAGGAAAUUGGGAGUUCGCCGAAGAGAAAAAAAUCGGAAGUUCCUGACGACAAAUCGGAAAACGAUCGGACGUCCUCUGUGGACAAGAACCAGCCUGAAACUCCUAUAAAACUCAUCAAUCCAAAAAAGAGAUUUGCGAAAUCAUUCGAGGAUUUUGAGAAAGAGAUUGAACAGAAGGAGGUGAGAAAACAUAAGAAAUAUGUUCGAGGUUCGAAAACAAAGACUGAUAGUGGAAUCGAGAAGGAAAGUCAAUUAGAAAGCACCUCGAGCCAGUUACCUGAAGAUGAACACACUAAUUCUGAGAUCGAAUUAAAAACAAAAAUAUUGUCCAGAAUAGUCGCAGAAGCUAACAUAAAUGAAGAAUCGAAAAUCAAAAUAAUGUCCAAAAUGCAGAAAGAGCAAAGGACUCCUCGCAAUAAAAUAUUGGAGUCAUACUUGAAUGAUAAGAGUAACGAAGUUGUAGAAAUAUCAGACCACGAGACAGUGGAAGAGAAGAAUAAUGACCCAGUAAAUGAAGGUUUACAAAACGAGGUGGUGAACGAAACAGUGCUAGAGAAAACUACAAACAAUAGUGAUGCCAUCGAACAUGGUCCGGUGAUUGUAGAAUCAACGAAUGAAGAAAUAAUAGACACAGUACUGAAAGAAUCCGAUGAUGUCACGAAGCAGUUAAUUGAACCAGUAACUGUAAACUUACCAAUCGAAGAAGUGAUUGAGACAGUAAUAGAAGAUACAACACAACACGAAGAAGCCUCAAACCAGAUUGCACAGCCUGUAAUUAUAGAAGUACCAGAUGAGGAUGUUAUGCUGGAGGAGACAACAAAAAACAGUAGUAAAAACCAGAGGAAAACAUUGGGAAUCUCAAAAAAGAAGAGGAAGUCAAGGAGAGGGAGUUAUCGGAAGAAACACAGGAAUUUGUCGACAAUGGAUGAUGAUGAUAGCGAUCAAGCCGAAACAGGAAACCCCUCAAGUACUCCUCAGAGGGCAGAAGACAAUAUUCCUGAAAGUUCUGUAGCAGACAAUGUGCAAUCAAAGGAUUCAGUGCAAUGUAAUGAAACACCUUUGGAUCUACAACAUGUUGAGGAUCCACAAAAUGUUGAAGAAUUGAGGGAAACACUCGAUGAAAGAAUAGAAGACGAAGUAAUAGAUCUAGAGCAAAUUGAAGAACCUGCUGAAAUAAAUAACGAUGAUUUCAGAGAUAAAGGAGAAGUAAAUGGUUCCGAGGUCGAUACAAUUGCCCAUCAAGUGAACUCUAAAAUAAUUCCUAAAAGUAAGGAAAAAUCAGAAUUUGAGGAAUCGAUUGAAAUCUCAGAUACCGAAGAUGUGGAGGAUGCUACUGUUUCUGUUCCUAAUUAUGAGGACAUCAGUAGUUCUCACAAUGAUACUGCCGAAUAUGCAGAAAUACAAGAAGUAGUAUCUGGAAUUGUGAAUCAGCUAGAGGUAGAGGAAUCUUGCAUAUCAAAAGAUAAUGAUACGACCCAAUCAGAAAAACAGCAAGCAGUAUCUGAAGAUAUUUCAAACAUCUUGAAUCAGCAGGACUCUCAAGAAAAUGAUGAAUUAUCAGAAAAUGAUAAGCAUUCCUUGUCCGAUGAGAUUGAUAGUCAAUCAGAAAUGAAACAAAGGGAUAACAAAACUGAUAAUGAACUAGUUGAUGCUGAUAUUGAGAUUGAAACAACAGCUAUCUCAGAAAUUGAUAAUGGCAAUACUGAAGAGGUUUCUCAACUGGAAGUUGAGGAAUCGCAAACAACUAACGACGAAGUAGAUAUUUGUACUCAAAUUGAAAAAACUACACAGCCAAUAAUACCUGAAGACAGUGCUGAUGAAUCUAGAGAAAAAAUAUACAAAACCGACUCUUCAAACGUAUAUGAAGUUUCUCAAAACGAUGCUGAAGAAAUGAUAGAUUCUGAAGACACGAAGAAUUCCAAAAUUACAGAAGAAGAUUCUCUCUCAUUUGGUCUCCUUUCACAGACCGAAAGAGAAGAUUUCUCACCGAUAGGUCAAGCGAGUCUCCAUUUGCCUGAAGAUGCAAUUUUACAGCCAAAGAAACCGAAAAAACGUAAGCAUUCAAGGCAUAAAUCUUCCUCGAAGAAAAGGAGGCGUUCGAAGGAAACCGAAAAGCCAGUACAAAAAAUUGAGCAGGAUCUUCAUAUCUCUGAAGUUGCCCCUACGGCAACUGAACAGCAAUCAUCUAACGCAAGUCUGUCAGAAGAAAAGUCUACCUCUGAAAUUCUAGCUGUAGAAGCUGAAGAAAUUGUUCAAAUUGAUAAAGUGGAACAAGGUUCUGAUGUUCAAGUGACCGAGGAAACAGUUAUCACUGAAGAAAUUUCUCUAGAUGAUGGCUUGACUACUGUUCCACAUGAUUCGAUACAGGAAACAGUUGUCACUGAGGAAAUCGUUCAUGAAAUUAUUUCAAAUAUUGAACAGCAUGACCAAGAAGAACCUUCCACUGCAUCAGUUGACAAAGUUUGUACUGUUCAGAGUGACAUUGAAUGCGUUGAGAUUAUUGACGAGGAGAUUGUACUGGCCAAUAUCGAGGAAAGUACUGAAAAUAACGACAACACAAUGAACUCUGAUAUUGGUGCCGAAAAGGAAUGUGAUCAGCAGGUGGAUCCAGAUAUUUCACCAAUAACAGAUAUCAAGGAAGAUGCAAAACAUUCCGAAAUAGAUAGUUCUGUCGGUGGCAUUAGUGAAACUGUUGAGAUAGUGAAUAAUGAAGCAACAGUUGAUAAACAUGACGAAAUAUCCAAGUUGGAGCAAGAAACAGACUUACACGAAACUCAUUCUAACAAAGAAGCCUUAGAGGAACCUGAUAUUGACAAAGCUGAAAACAAUUCUGGCAGUGGCGAUGAUUCUGUCGAUCCUGAGACUUUGAAAAAUCAUACCGUCGAAAUUCAUACCCUGGAUAACACCAAUAUUGAAAUUGAAAAGGUACAAGAAGAUACUAUGAGUCAGAAUGUGAUUGAGCCGAACAUAACUUCUGAAAGCAUCACCAAGGAAACAGAAGAAACUACCCAGCCAGUGAUUGUAGAAUCACACCAUGAAACAAUUGAGAAACUACAAGAAAUAUCUAACGAAGGUUUCGUUGAAAUGAAAGAUAUCGAUAUGAAUGGAGAGAUUGAAGGAGGGAAUAUAGUGCAAGAACAAGAGGGCAAUUAUGAUGUUGGCGAAACAGUCGAUCUGUCUGAAUAUUUAGAGGCACCCAAAGAUAGAACACAUGAAAUGAUUGUCGAUCAAAUCACCCAUGAAUCACCUGUUGCAACGAAAGAAAAUGAUGUUGAUAAUUCUGCUGAACUAUCUGUUCAAGGUGGAGAAAAGGAAAUCAUGAUUGAUCAAAGAGAAAAAUCAGAAAGUGAUCAUGAGCCACCUGUCAUUCAAUUAGAACAAACAGUCGGAUCUGAUAUAGUAUUACAAAACGAUCAAACCACGAAGGAUGCUUCAUCUGUUGAUGCAGUGGUACACAAUAAUGAAGUAGAAAUUCAGUGUGCCAACAAUGAGAACGAUUUUCUUAAAUUUUCCAUUCAAACCAACCUAUCGAACCUCUCUAGUCGAGAGGAAUUAUCGGCCUUAGCUCUAACUUCGUUGGCUGAAUUGAAAAGUAGUUUCGACAGUGACAGCAAUACCUCUGCAGAAAGUCCAGAGAAAAAUGAUAUAGUCUUUUCCGAAAAGAUCUCUGAACCGGAAUUGGUUGCUAUAGAGGCAAAUUUGACUGUGGUUUCUGAGAAAGAUUUGGCAGACGGUCAGGUUGAGAUAACUGCAGAAAAAGUUAUAAGUGCGAAGAAACCUUCAGCUGUAUCGCAUUUCUCAGUUGAUUUCUCAGAUUCGACAAACGACAGUAUUAGCACCGUUGAUACUUGCGAUGCUAGUAAGAUAAUUGAAUUUGAUUCCAAGGGCACUGAGUUCAGCUCCAAUGCUAUGACAAAGGAGAUGAGGCCUAAGGCUGAUAAUAAGAAAUCUAAUACCUACGAGCGAUGUGAAUUACUCGAUAUACUCGAAGGGAACUCUGAUUUUGAUAAAAAAGCAGACAUUAAAUCAAGAGGCAAAGCAUUCACGGACGAUAUCUGCGAUUUCGAGGAGCACAUUCCAUCACAAAUCGUAUGCUCUGCUAAGUUCAAGCAAGACAUCGAUGAGAUCAAAGAUGAAAUGAAAAAGAAAGAGUCUCCUACUAAGUCUUCCAUCAUGUCUACUACUACUAAGUUGAUGGAGAGAUUGACCGAAGACAAAACAACCGACCAUAGCACCGCCAUUACAGCUAAGGAUAGUCCUACUGACACUAUUCUGGUGACACAUCAAGAUGUCAUUGUCAACACAGCAGGUCAAUUAUGCAAGAAGAACUCGCAAAAUACCACGAAACUGAAAGUCAAACCAAUAAUCAUUUCAGAACAAAUCAUAAGACCAGCGAGCAGCAAGGCAGGGAGAGUAACCGAAAAACCCCAGCAGACCUUGAUGGAUGAUAUUGAGGAUGUGGAAGCUUUUGUUAUCCACAAAGAUCUCAAAAAGCAUAUCGAAGAAAAAGAGGUAUUGCCAAAGGUCCUUUCUCCUACCAAACCACCAAGAAAGUCAAGUAGACCUAGAGGUGCUGGGAAGGCGAAGAUAUUGCAACAGACCAUCAUCACUCCUGCCGGCGAGAUUAUACAACCUGCUACCAGCAAAGCAAAAAAAUCCACUGUGAAACCCAUUUUGGGUAAGCCAACAAUCUUAAAAUCACCUACCGUGGACAUACCUUCACUUAGUCCUUCCAUCGCCUCUUCAUCUGUAAAAACGCAGAUAUUGAAAACGACUCUCACUGCAGCAGUUACAGCUGCUGUUAGCCUACCUACAAUGAGCCCAGUGUCAAUUAACACUUCACAAGAUGAUAACGAAUUUGAUAUCAAUUCCAUGCCAAUAGUUUUAUCAGAUGAAAUAUUGACCCCCGAAAGUAUAGAAAACAUGCCAAUAGUGAUUGGUGGCGAUACAGUGACCAAGACCGAAGCACAAACAAAGAUGAUUGUGAAAAAGACUGUACCUCCUAAAAUUAUUACAAAAGUCACGACAGUCACAGCGCCACCUGCCGUAACCACGAAAACCAUUACCACCCCGAAAUUGAGUAGGCCAAGGAUUCUACAAACUGUUAGUAAACCAAGCAAAACCCCUACCUCCAUGCCACCAAGUACGACCAAGUCGGGCAAAUACAUCUUGGUACCACAAGGUUCGCUAGGGAUGCCCCAACAACAAUUUAUGAACAAGAAAGCCAUGGCGAAAAGAUCUGUAUCCUCCGGUUCUCCCAGUGUGGCUCCCGAACCUACAGGAAAUAAGAUAAUGAUAGUAACAAAUCAGCAAGGACAACAGCAAAGGUUACUUCUCACUCCGGCACAGCAGAAAAUGCUAGGGUACCAAAACCCAGGACAAAAACUCGCCAAAGCCGUAGUGAAGAGUAACAUGUUGCCAAAAACUAUCUUGUCUCCUAAGGGUGUACCGCCUCUCGAACCUGUAGUGUCUAAGAUCCCCACCAUGAUGACUCAUAAAGCGAGUGCCAGUCCUAGUUUAGUGCCUAUCACCAGCCAGCCUAUGACGUCAGCCACGCUUACUGGCAGGGGACUCAAAACAGUAACCAAAAAAGCUACUACUUUGACUCAAAAACCGCAAGGAGGCAAGACUCCCAAGACGAUUCUCAUAACCACCAAGCACGGUCAGACAGUCAAGAAGAUAACUACCACUGACGAUGACAUUGAGAAGCAGGUGGCAGCACAGCUGGAAGCUAUCAAAGCCAGUGCUGGGAUGAAGUUCGGAACUAGCUCGAAGUUCGCGGAUCCCGGAAACAAAAUCGUCCAUAAAGCUCCCAAGAGGUCCUAUCCCAAAAAGGUUGAGCCGAAACAGAAACCGGUACCGAUGCUGUCCAUUCCAUCUCCGGCUUCACCUAGAACUGAAGCUUUGGGUACUCCUCCUCCGCUAGUUGGCACAUCCAAAAAGCCGCCAGUGCCUGUGACUCAACCACCUCCUUUGCCAGAAGAACCUGCUAAGCCGGAAAGACCCUUGAACCAGCUGGUUAUCCAAGACGCGGUGGGCAACCAGACGACCAUAACGGAAGGUCAGAUCCUGGCUUUGCCGAACGAAACCAUAGGGGGUCAACCCCACUCUUACGUCUUGGUGACUCUGGAUCAUUCCGGGAAUUUAACGCCUUUGAAUAACGAGGCGCUGAUGUCGCUGGACCCGAAUUUGAGCCUGGGAGGGGAUUUGAGCAAUAUGGUAUUGCAGAUCGAUCAGGGGACUUUGAGCAGCGGGGUGGAACAGCCUUUGCCGCUGGCUCAGGCUGCCACAGUGAAGCUGAGCCAUCCCGGAGAAACUCUACAAGCAGGCACUUCCAAAAUAGAAAUCCCCGUCAACAACGCCUCGGUGUCCAUACCGAUGAUAAACACCGAAUACCAAGAACCCCCCCUACCACAGGAACUUACCAUCCCUGCUGCCCCUACCAACGUGCAGACCAUUGUCCCUAGCACGAACGGCGAGCCGGGCCAACAGCUGAUAGUCACUGGGGACCCGAUAGCCACGCAGAAGUUCUUGGAGUCGCUCACAGAGGGCUCCACGGAUUUGGCUAAUAUUAUAGCCAAUGCUGAAGGGAAGAGCAUUUUGAUUCAAGCCGGCGACCAGCAGAUCCUCAUCAACGCGAAUAAUGAUAGCCAGAUGAUGAUGUCCGAGCAUUUGGAGGGUACGAAGGGCGUUUCGAAGCCCAACAGGAGCACCGACAUCUUGGCCGCCGCAUUGGCAGACACCGACGUUUUCCCGCCGCAAAAGACGAGUCCCAGCGGAGGCGGCCUCUAUCCGAUGGGCGUGGGCGGCGUGCUGGAGACCAGCCUGACGCUGGGCGCGCCCAUAAUGACGCCCCUGGAGGUGCCCAGCACCAACGCCAAGAAGGUGGAGGAGGACGUGCUGGCGCAGGUGCCGAAGAAUGUGGAUCUGCCCAUCACCAUCACGGAUCCGAACAUAUCGCAAACGGUGGCGAAUCAACAGAUGUUGGUAAACGAGCUCGGCGCCAAUUUGGACAUGACCUUGUCCGGCGUGCCGACAGCGAUGACCAGCCCCGGGUUUUCCUUUUCUCUGCCCUCCCUGGAGGAAAAUGUCGACCAUCUUGGCCACAAGCCCUUCAACAGCAGUAUGCCCUUGCUCAACGACGAGGCGGAGGAGGGCGGCGCGCUGGGGAGGAGGUCUGCGAGAGGGGAGGAGGCGAAGUCGAGGAGGCACGGCAUCCCCGACGGAUCUUUUCUGGAGGUGGAAAGCCGCUUCACAUUGGGCGGCGAAAUGUGCAGCUCCUUGAGCGAACCGCCCCCGGAAAUGUUCGACAUCUCGGAGGUGAACAACUUCAUGGACAAGCGCUCCACCCCCCAAAGCACAUCCGACCCCAGCGAGGGACUGUCCAAGGACGGGGACACCACCGACUUUUCCACGCAAGCGGAAAGUUCCAACGAGGGGUCGUGCGAGAUCCCGAUCCAAAAGAAAAUCGUGACGAGGGAUUUCCGGUUCGGAGGGUCCGAGGGGAGCCUGUAAAUUUGACUGAAACUUUCUCUUCUUCGCUCUCCCUCUCCUCUUUAGUCCAGGAAUGUUAG
This is a messenger RNA of Phaedon cochleariae (mustard beetle), 9239 nucleotides long. NCBI's taxonomy places the organism in Eukaryota, Metazoa, Arthropoda, Insecta, Coleoptera, Chrysomelidae. The record is from the annotation of a GenBank genome assembly.